GGAGACGGAAUACCGGUUAUCCUCCUUCGCUACCGUGUCGCCCUGGUCCUCUCGAUCCUUACCUUGGCAGGUAUGAUCGUCCUGAUGUUGCCGUUCGUGCCUGCAGAGUGGCAGAUCCCGUACAACGUCUUGACCUAUGGCGAUCGCCUAUAUCGGAGUUUGCCCGCUCCCGCCGGUGUUGCCAAGGGACAGACGUCGCCUAUGGUGUUAUCUGAAACAAGUGGCGGAGGGACGCCACCAACACACACGGGCUGA
This is a messenger RNA of Acaulospora colombiana, 255 nucleotides long. NCBI's taxonomy places the organism in Eukaryota, Fungi, Glomeromycota, Glomeromycetes, Diversisporales, Acaulosporaceae. The record is from the annotation of a GenBank genome assembly.